GAUCAUCAAGGCCGUGUGCCUCUGGACCGCUGGGUCGAAGAGGACCACGACGAGGUAGCGAAGAUAGCCGAGGAGCCACCAGUGGUAGAUGACGUGCCGCACCUGGCGGUGGUUCGAGGGAAGUUGGGGGCACUCGUGACGGCUGAUCUAUGA
Molecule: messenger RNA, 153 nt
Organism: Symbiodinium necroappetens
Lineage: Eukaryota; Dinophyceae; Suessiales; Symbiodiniaceae
Source: the annotation of a GenBank genome assembly